This is a messenger RNA of Desarmillaria tabescens, 1836 nucleotides long. Its product is annotated as major facilitator superfamily domain-containing protein. The record is from RefSeq and is a predicted model, not a curated record. Gene Ontology annotation, molecular function: transmembrane transporter activity. Gene Ontology annotation, cellular component: plasma membrane. The transcript is spliced from 18 exons. Gene Ontology annotation, biological process: transmembrane transport. Bases 95 to 1717 code for a protein of 540 amino acids. NCBI's taxonomy places the organism in Eukaryota, Fungi, Basidiomycota, Agaricomycetes, Agaricales, Physalacriaceae.
CCCCUGAGAUUCUCCCUUGGGGCGUGCUUUUCAUAGCAACUUUGAGCCGAGUAUAUAUGAUGGCGAAUUUCAGAAAUAUAUCCACACUACCAUCAUGUCUGUCCACGAUAAGCACGAUAUCGACUCUGAGAAGCACGGAGGCAACUCUGCACCCAGUGUUGUCCUUCAAGUUCAAGAAGACACAGCAGAGGUCGACCUCGCUACGUUUCACGAACUACAUGCAGGUAGACUGGUCAUUGAUCCAGCAGAGGCGAAAAUCGAGUUCGGCGAGGUUUUCGCCUCCAAGCUUAAGCUCUCUCGGGACGGGACCAAAGUCCUGUGGCCUCAACCAACAGAUUCGCCGCGCGACCCCCAGAAUUGGACCGAUGCACGCAAGAGCAUCUACCUCAUUAUCAUCACGCUAACCGCUAUCGUUCCGGACUUUGACAAUGGCAUAGGAAUCGCGUCCAUCUUUCGGCUUGCUGAGCAAUAUGAUACUACUACCGGAGUGAUUAAUAAUUUGACAUCCAAUUGGAGCAUAUUUCUGGCAGGGUGGGGGGGAAUAUUCGCUAUCAUGCUCAUUCGCCGCUACGGGCGUCUUCCAGUUCUAUUUUGGUCGCAGGUCUUCGCGGUUGGCUUCCUGGUGGGAUGUACAUUCGCGCCGGAUCUGGCAACUUUUGCUGGAAUGAGAUGUUUAACGGCUUUCUUCGGAACUGCACCUCAAGUCGCGGGAUUAUAUAUCGUUACGGAUUUAUAUCCUUUUCACCUGCAAGCGCGGAAGCUCAACUUCUGGACAAUGGGAUUCAUUGUCUCCCCGUUCAUCUCUCCAUUCGCUUUUGGCUUCCUUGUUGCCCGACAAAACUGGAGGUGGGCCUAUGGAAUUGGUUGCCUCUACAGUGCCGUCGUAUGCGUCCUAAUCGCACUUUUCAUGGACGAAACGGUGUAUGACCGAGCUGUGAAACCCAUUCCAGAACCAGUCACCACGGGCCUUCAUUAUAAAAUCGAAACACUCAUCGGUAUCACCGGAAUUAAAAUGGCCAGGUACCGAGUAUCUUGGGCGGAAUCAAUCUUCUCACCCUUUAAUGUCGUAUGGCGGCCUCACCUUCUUGGGAUUCUGCUCUUCGAGGGUAUCUUAUUUGGGUUUGGUAUCGGUAUCAAUGUCACGAAUGAAGUGUUCUUGGGAAGCCCUCCUCCAGUCGGGUUCGGCUGGAGCCAGGACGCUAUCGCUGGAGCAUAUGGUACACCGAUUGUAUCUGUACUUUUGGGUGAAUUGGCAGGUCGGUAUACGAAUGAUUGGAUUAUGAAUCUGAGUAUCAGACGCAAUCAUGGUGUCUUCGAAGCUGAGAGUCGACUUUGGGCUUGCUAUAUUGCUCUGCCUUUGUACAUAUGCGGUUUCGUCACCUUGGGCGCAUCGAUACAGAAUCAUCUCAAUACUGCCGGUAUCGUCAUGGGCUGGGGUACUGCAGAGCUGGCUAUCAUGAUCCACACCGUGGCUAUAUACGCGUAUUGCAAUGACUGCUUCCCGAAACACCAAGGUGAAAUCAGUGCUCUGAUAAAUCUAGCGCGUGUCCUCGGAGGCUUUGCGGUCGCCUAUUUCCAAGUUCCUUGGGCAGAAAAACAUGGUGCCCUUCAAACAUUUGGUUGUGAAGCAGCAAUCGUAGCGGGACUCUUCGUUCUCAUUAUUCCUGCCAUGCAGAUCCACGGACGGAGUUUACGAGAACGCUUUUCGGUUGCUUGAUUUUUUUUACUAAGUAGAUACAUGCCGACGGUGCUCACUAGUGUAAUUAUUGUGUACGUAUUAGUCUCGGAAGAAUUGUGCUGCUACUUUAAUAAUCAGCAGGAACUCGGAAUGUUUUU